Molecule: messenger RNA, 876 nt
Organism: Lipotes vexillifer (Yangtze River dolphin)
Lineage: Eukaryota; Metazoa; Chordata; Mammalia; Artiodactyla; Lipotidae
Source: RefSeq, a predicted model, not a curated record
AUGCGUGUCAAACAAGCAGGGCCAGAGCGGCUGUCGCGAUUUUGGAUGAAUCCUGGUGUAAGAACCCAUUACGGGAGGGUAGGAAUCGCGUCUCUGCGCCCAAAGCCCUCUAAAAGAAAGACGCAAGCGACAGCUAUUCCCAGGAAACCGUCUCGGCACGCCUACCUCCCGCCAUGGAAGUCCUCGCAGGAGCCGGGCUCCGCACUGGGAGCCUUCAGGGAACUCAGGAUGAAGGCUCACAGCCUCUACGUGAAGUUGGUCAUUAAUUUGGGCUGCUCGGAGCCAGUAACACACUCAAGGCCUCUGGCUUUGGGAAUUGUCUCGGAGCUGGGAUCCCUGCGUAGGCGACCCAGGGCUGCGGAUGGGAAAUGCGAGUGUUGGAGGCUCUGGGAUGUGUCUGAGUGGGCUGGUGAUAGGGAGCAGGAAUUCAACCUGCAGAGGCGUCCCAGGCGCCUUGGGGGGCUUUGCAAGCGAGUCCCAAGCUCAAACUACGGGCUUUCCCGAGCCUGGGACGCAACUCCCCGUCUCCUGGAGAGGAACGCGGAAUUUGGCAAGGCGCCCGCCUGGCCGCCUGGCAUCCCGAGCUGGCCGCCAGCUCUCGGGGGUGGGGACGGGGUGUGUCCCGGGGAACCCGCUGCCGAGAGGACUGCUGGCGCGGCUCUCGACGAGCCAGAGACACAAUCGCUGGAGCCCUCGGGGUCGCGCGCGGCAGAGAGGCGAUGCGGGUGGCGCCCCAGAGGCGUCCCCACCCCCUCCAGGGACUGCGGCCCGGGAGCCGCAAGGCAGGCGGCGCGCCGCGGCGCGGGCGGAACCGCGGGGCAGCAGCGCCCCCUGCAGGUGCCGGGCGCCUCUGCAGCCGCCGCUCCGACUCUUUAA